Cyclopterus lumpus (lumpfish) is the source of this 918-nucleotide messenger RNA. It is a transcript of the gene twist1b, whose product is annotated as twist family bHLH transcription factor 1b. NCBI's taxonomy places the organism in Eukaryota, Metazoa, Chordata, Actinopteri, Perciformes, Cyclopteridae. Gene Ontology annotation, molecular function: protein dimerization activity; RNA polymerase II transcription regulatory region sequence-specific DNA binding; DNA-binding transcription factor activity, RNA polymerase II-specific. Bases 125 to 631 code for a protein of 168 amino acids. Gene Ontology annotation, biological process: developmental process; regulation of transcription by RNA polymerase II. The transcript has 2 exons. The record is from RefSeq and is a predicted model, not a curated record.
ACCCAUCUAUGGAUACUUUGGUGUCGUCAACGCCAGACAGACGUACAGGUGGACCAGUUCCGUGACUUCAUGAGAGGGAAAUUAGUUUGUGGACACUUUCUGGCCGCCAUCUACCCAAGUGGAGAUGUCUGAGGAAAAUCUGGGGGAAGAGUCGAGCAGCUCCCCGGUCUCUCCUGUGGACAGCCUGAGCAACAGCGAGGGGGAGUUGGACAGUCAGCCGAAGAGGUGUGGGAGGAAGAGGAGACCGAGCAGGAAAAACGGGGAGGACUCAGAUAGCCCGACCCCUGGGAAAAGAGGGAAGAAGUCCAACAGCAGCAGCCCCCAGUCGUUCGAGGAUCUCCAGUCGCAGCGGGUCAUGGCCAACGUCCGGGAGCGACAGAGGACCCAGUCUCUCAACGAGGCGUUCACAUCUUUGCGGAAAAUUAUCCCCACUUUGCCCUCGGACAAACUCAGCAAAAUACAGACCCUAAAACUUGCAGCCAGAUACAUCGACUUCCUCUACCAGGUUCUGCAGAGUGACGAGCUGGACUCCAAAAUGUCAAGUUGUAGUUAUGUGGCUCACGAGAGGCUGAGCUACGCCUUCUCUGUGUGGAGGAUGGAGGGCGCUUGGUCCAUGUCGACAUCUCACUAACAUCUGGAAAAAAUAUGCCCUAAAUGGUGACUGCUGAAUCUACUUAUCACAUUCUGAUGGGACAAAUCUGGAGUCCAAUGCUGGAUACAUGGGAUCACUCUAUUUAAACCAAAGACGGCAGAAGUUCUGGGAUCAUUUCUGCAGAGGCCCUAUAUAGAGGCUGCGUUAGCUCCAUACACUCUGACGCGUUUUCAUGUUGUUGAAGACGAAUGCUGAAAAUAUAAUAAUAGUGGGUUUUUUUCUGAAGGAAAAGACAUUUUUAAAUGCAUGUCUUAGGAGUUAUUUCU